Didymosphaeria variabile is the source of this 1629-nucleotide messenger RNA. RefSeq lists its product as uncharacterized. Gene Ontology annotation, biological process: negative regulation of transcription by RNA polymerase II; rRNA processing. The coding region runs from base 1 to 1629 and encodes 542 amino acids. Gene Ontology annotation, molecular function: DNA binding. Gene Ontology annotation, cellular component: nucleolus. NCBI's taxonomy places the organism in Eukaryota, Fungi, Ascomycota, Dothideomycetes, Pleosporales, Didymosphaeriaceae. The transcript is spliced from 3 exons. The record is from RefSeq and is a predicted model, not a curated record.
AUGGUGUCCUUCUCCUGCGAGGGCUGUGGGGAUGUCCUCACCAAGAAGAAACUCGAUCCCCAUCGCAAUCAAUGCUAUGGCGCCUCCUACACCUGCCUGGACUGCAUGGUGCACUUUGACGGCACCAGCUACAGAGCCCAUACCUCGUGUAUCACCGAAGACCAAAAGUACCAGGGCAAGCUCUACCGCGACCCCAAGCAGAACAAGAAGCAGCCCCAGCACCAGAAGAAGGACAGCGUCCAGCAGAACUCGCAAGCCCUCGUCCCGCGCAACGCCUACGUAGAAGAUGCCGCCGAUGCAGACAACGGUGCCGUCGCGAUCGUCGAUGCCCCACCGCGCGCACCCACCCCACCACCCGCGGCGCACUCGCUGGGUUAUAACGAGCAAGCUGCGAUCGAGGGUGUCAAUGUCUUUGACUUCUUGGACGCAUCCGAGACCCCUGCGCCAGCAAGGACACGCCCAGCUGACGAGUCGCGGAUGAUCGAGGAUAGCAUGCCGCCCGCCUACCAAGAAAAGGAACCCAAGAUAACAGUGACGGAUGUCAUGAAGUUCCAGGUCCCAGAAGACGACGAGUUCGCUGAGAGUGGCUUCGCAUAUGGCGACGAGCCUGUGCGACCUAGCAACGAACGCUUUGACUCUUCAUACAACAUCCGUGAGCAAGACCCGCAGUACAGCUACACCACACCCGCCCCCAAAUCCAAGCAUAGCCGAACAAAGUCGCGCGACAAGAAUCUCGACACCACGAUAAGCAAGUCUGAACGCAAGCGCAAGCGCAACUCGCCUGCUGGGCUUGACAUGUCGCUGGUCCGCGCUCAAGAAGAGAGGGACGUCAUGAUGGCAGAGGCACCACCAAUCCUCCACUCCGGCUUGACCGGUGGCCUUAAUCGUCUUCUUCACUCUUCACAGUUUCCCCCCACCCCUGAUCACUCUGGUGAUUGGGUGGAGAACUCGCCCCUGAGCCCCAUGAAGCGAGCGAAGCAAGGGGCUUCGAAGGCAUUUCUCCGUGCGCAGAAAGACUUCGAAGUUCAACAAGAGAAAGAUCGCAAAGCCGAAAUCAAGGAAGAGCGCGCCCGCGAGAAGGAAGAGCGAAAGGAGCGCGAACGUGGCCGUGAACGCGAGCGCAAAGAACGCAAGGAAAUUAAAGCCAGCACCGCCCUCGUCAAGAUCCGACCCAAGAUGAAGCGUCGUGACGAUUCCGAACGCUCCAGCCACAAGCACCGCGAGGGCGAGCGACGUCGUCGCCGUGAGACAGACUCCUCAGGCUCGCCACCUCGCCCACGCAAGACUGUUAAAGCGAUCGAAUACCACCGCUCCGAAUCGCAAUCUUCUGCUGCGGACAAUGACAGGCAGCUGAUCAUCCGUCCGAACGGAGACGUUGUACCUGUCAAGACGGAGCACGAGGCCCGCGCCGAGCUCUUCAUGUCGUUCAUCAACAAGGGGCCUGAGUCGGAGCGCGGCAUGAGCGUCAACAAGACACUGAAACGUUACCACCGCGAGCGUCACGACUACGAUCACCACGUAUCGAAGGUGGAUGAGGAGAAGGAACUGUGGAAGAGUUUGCGUCUGAAGCGGAACGACCGCGGCGAGGUUGUGCUUUUCUUUGCACCGCCGGAUGCAGAGGCCGCAUGA